CAAAUAGUGUUGUUUUUGGUAUUUUAAAUACCUUUAGGAAUUUGUACUUUGUUGUUUUCAUGUUUUCCCCUCGAAAAUGGCCACGAAGCUAAAUGUAAAUAUCCGGACCCUUUUGAUUAACUGCGAGGGUCUCGCGGAAAACGAGCAAAACUUCUGGAGGCUACAGAAGUUCCUUAAGUCCCUGGACACAAUGAUCGCCGACCUGGAGGCCAUGGACGAUCCGCAGAGUGCUACACGUAUACCGGGCUAUAGGGAGCGUCUAAAGGCCCUGAAAAUAUCCACGGGCUUUACAGAAACCGCCAGCUCCACAUCAAAUACUCCUUUACAAUCCGCAUCUUGCAGCGAAACUGGGGAGAAUGCACUGAAAGAAAUGAGGCAGCUGCAAAACACCAAACAUCACAACGAACUUCGAAAGCAGCUACUGCAGGAUGGUGAUGCCGUGCGAAGGCGUCGAGGAGUGGAUGAGUCCUCUUCCAGCCCCUCUGGUUCUGGAACCGUACAAGGAACUUCUAGCGAAAAUAUGAAUGAGGCUGCCAAGUAUUAUACGAAUGCUCAGGAGAAGAUCACGGAACACAUGCUAUCGCUGACUCGGAAUCUAAAGGAACAAACGCAGACUGCCAAUAAAAUUAUACGCCGGGAUACGGAGGUCGUAUCCCGUUCCACCGGAAUGGCUGAUCGCAAUCUUAAUUCCCUAGCAAAAGAGGCUGAUAAACUGGAGCAACAUUCGAAAAAAGCCUACAAGUGCUGGCUCUGGCUUAUGAUUGUCUUUGUAAUUGUCACGUUUAUAGGCAUGGUGUUAUUCAUGAAGAUAAUGAAAAAGAAGAAGACUUAGGAACUAUCUGCAAGCUGAACUGCAAAUCAAACUAAAAGAUUGUACUCUAGACAAGAUUUAAACGAUCGUUCCGCUCCCGAGUUCAAAAGGUUAUCCCCACAGCUCCCCAAAUCGUGUAAACAGAACCACAUUAAACGAUCGAAAGCCGCCCAGCGA
Molecule: messenger RNA, 988 nt
Organism: Drosophila eugracilis
Lineage: Eukaryota; Metazoa; Arthropoda; Insecta; Diptera; Drosophilidae
Gene: Use1
Product: vesicle transport protein USE1
Exons: 3
Coding region: 77-832 (251 amino acids)
Biological process (GO): retrograde vesicle-mediated transport, Golgi to endoplasmic reticulum
Cellular component (GO): endoplasmic reticulum; SNARE complex
Molecular function (GO): SNAP receptor activity
Source: RefSeq, a predicted model, not a curated record